AUGCCUAAACGUGCAGCACCAAAACCAAAAGCCGCCGCCGCCUCAGCUGAAGUCGAAGUCAAACGUGAAACACCAAAACGCAAAGCUGCCGAUGCAGCCGGGCACGAAAUGAAACGUGCUAAGGGCGAAACAAAUGUUUUCGAUUUGAAAUGGCAUGAACAUGGCGAACCGUUAGGCAAAGGUUUCGUUCCAUUGGUCUACCUCUAUGGUGACACCCUAGCAGGUAGUUCGAAAAUCGCUGCAUUCGAUAUGGAUUCCACAUUGAUUAAUGUCAAAUCUGGAGCGAAGUUCGCGCGAAAUCAUGAGGAUUGGGUUUGGUGGCAUGAAACCGUUCCGAAAAAACUCGCUGAGUUGCAUUCGAACGGAUACCGUCUGAUUAUUUUUACAAAUCAAGCUGGUAUUGAAAAACUGCACACGAAAUUAGACGAUAUCAAACGUAAAUGCGAAAAACUAAUCGAAGAAGUCAAUGCGCCAAUCUAUGUUUUUAUUGCAACCGGUGAAAAUCAUUUUCGAAAACCGGCGACAGCUAUGUUUGACUUCUUCGUGGAAAACUGUAAUCAAAAUGUUGAGAUUGAUAAGAAGAAUAGUUUCUACUGUGGCGAUGCUGCUGGACGUGUGAACAAUUGGGCACCGGGCAAGAAGAAAGAUUUCUCAUGUGCCGAUCGGAAAUUCGCAAAUAACAUUGGACUGUCUUUCAAAACACCUGAAGAAUGCUUUCUUGAUGAAGCACCGACGACUAAAUUUGAAUGGGGCUCGAUUAAUCCACGAGAAUUUAUCACUAAAUUAGGCAAAGGCAAUGCGACACAAACUUAUCACAAAAAUAGUCAAGAACUUGUUAUUCUGCAAGGGCCACCGGCAUCAGGGAAAAGCACCUUUGCUCGCCGAUAUUUUCAACCUCAUAACUAUGCCAUUGUCAAUCGCGACACACUUCAAACGGCAGCGAAAUGUUUAAAAGCAGCAAAAGAAGCUUUAGACAGUGGCAAAAGUGUUGUUAUUGAUAAUACCAAUCCCGGGGCAGAUACUCGAGCGGACUACAUUGUCUUAGCCAAGGAACGUAAAAUCCCCUGCCGUUGUUUUGUUCUCAAUACGCCAAUAGAAUUAUGCGGCCAUUUGAAUUAUGUCCGUGUUCAACAAACAGUCGGCGAAGUUCGACGAAUUCCAGAUGUCGGAUACAACAUGUAUAAAAAGAAUUAUCAAGCACCGAACACCAGUGAAGGCUUCAGUGAAGUUACGUUCAUUGAUUUUGUACCAAAAUUCGAUUCGGAUGCUGAUGAGAAAAUUUUUCAUUAUUAUACAGAAUCAUAA
This is a messenger RNA of Adineta ricciae, 1305 nucleotides long. NCBI's taxonomy places the organism in Eukaryota, Metazoa, Rotifera, Eurotatoria, Adinetida, Adinetidae. The record is from the annotation of a GenBank genome assembly.